AUGGUUUCAUCUGCAGUCCAAACAGAGAAAAGUUAUUGUUUCGAGAACGUGACUGGAUCCUGCAUUAGAAUUACAUAUUCCCUGACAGUCCAAGGGAUACUUUAUGGUUUUCUUGUUUUAGGAACAAUGGUAACUAUUGGAGGAAAUUUGAUGGUAAUCAUUUCAAUCACUCACUUCAAACAGCUUCACUCUCCAACCAAUAUUUUGCUUGCAUCAUUAGCAACUGCUGACUUUUUAUUAGGACUAACGGUGUUGCCAUUUAGUUCUGUUAGAUCUGUUGACAGCUGUUGGUACUUUGGUGACGAAUUCUGUCAGUUUCAUAGCUGCUUGGACACAGCCUUUGGCAUAGCUUCUAUUUCUCAUUUAUUUUUGAUCUCAAUAGACCGUUACUGUGCUAUUAUUCAUCCCUUAAUUUACCAAACAAAAUUUACAUUCACAGUUGCAAUUUUUUUAAUUUCAUUCAUCUGGAUAACUGCAGUAGGUUUUCCAUUCUGUUUAGUUUAUUCAAAAGCAAACAUAGAAGGAUUAGAAGAACAAGUUCUUGCAGUAUCUUGCAUUGGCAACUGCCAACCUCUCUUCAAUGAAAAGUGGAGAAUAAUUAGCUUUGUAGCCUUUUUUCUUGCUUUCUUUGUAAUGGUUGGCAAUUAUGCUAAGAUUUUCCUGGUAGCAAAAAAGCAGCUCAAGAUGAUAGAGAAUAUAUCAGUUAAAAGUGAUAAAAAGCAUGAACGUCACUUUAAAGUUACAAAACGAGAAAGAAAAGCAGCAAAAACACUUGGUAUAGCCGUGGGAGCAUUUGUGGUUUGCUGGCUACCAUUUUUUAUAGAUGUAGUGAUAGAUACCUUUUGUAACUAUAUAACCCCUUCUCAUGUUUUUGAUGCCUUGCUAUGGAUCACUUAUUUCAAAUCUGCACUGAACCCUUUAAUUUAUUCUUUCUUUUACCCUUGGUUUCGUAAAGCACUUGGUCUUAUUUUGACAUGUAAAAUAGCAAGGUCUGAUUGCGCAACAAUUAAUUUAUACCUCGAAUAG
This is a messenger RNA of Protopterus annectens (West African lungfish), 1026 nucleotides long. RefSeq names its product trace amine-associated receptor 9-like. Gene Ontology annotation, molecular function: trace-amine receptor activity. The transcript has a single exon. Lineage: Eukaryota; Metazoa; Chordata; Ceratodontiformes; Protopteridae. The record is from RefSeq and is a predicted model, not a curated record. Gene Ontology annotation, cellular component: membrane. Gene Ontology annotation, biological process: G protein-coupled receptor signaling pathway. Bases 1 to 1026 code for a protein of 341 amino acids.